CGAUCGCUUUUUCAUGUCCUGUCUGCUGGCCAGCUAGACGAGCGUGCCUCGAAGGCAGUUUUUACUAACCAAGGCGUCAACAGCUCUGCGCAGCCUUUAGCUCUACCUUAUCGUUGAAGCUUGCCCUGCUUGCUUCCUUUUGCAACCCCCGUCUAUUCCACAGUUAUGCGACUCAGUCGCCUCCUUCGCGUCAUUUCCUUCCUACCUGUCGUUUGCGUCGCAGAACCCAAAGCGCAACCCGAAGCAGAAGCAGAAGCGGAACCCCAGACAUACCAGAACAACGCGCCAGUCUCCGGCGCCAUCUAUAUCGUCAACCCAGAUGGCCAGGCGGUCACGGCGGCCGGCGCGAACAUGUGCCCAAGCUACGCUUCGCUAAGUUGUAGCAAUAUGGGCCAGCCCAGCUGGUGCUGUCCGAGCGGAUAUACGUGCGCGGCUCCUGCGGAUUCGAACGGCAUGAUCGGUUGCUGUCCGUCCGGAAGCUCCUGCGGUGGGAGCGUGAACGUCGCAUCUGUCACAACUGUGACUGUGUACGGGGCACAACAGACGUCUGUCGUGUACGUCCAGCCUGCGCCGACCACAGUAGUGGUCUACAACAACCCGACGACGGUGGCUGUCUACAAUAACCCUACCGUGCAAGCGGUAGGCGGUUUCUGUCAAACGCUUACAAUGGUGGGAGCCGGCGUGCCAACUACGAGACAAGGCGAAUGCGGUACGAUCUUGAUCGUGCCACCAAGCGAGGGGAUAACGAAUUAUAGGGUGGUUGGAUACGGCAUGGGCGGAGCUCUUAUUCUUUUGCAUCUCGCAAUUGGGCGCAUGUUUCAUUGGAUCUGAACGUGAGUAGAGCUGGCACAUGGGUAUAAGGCAUGACUGGAUCUAGGGUUUACGACUAUACGAUUUACGAGUAUAUAUCUACUCCGCAACCAUAAAUCUUCAGUCCUCUUCGUAUUGACCACUUCAGUUUCCCUUCUUCGCAUCUUCCUCCUCAUUCUUCGGCACAUUAAUCAUUUUCGGCACCGAAACCGCGUUCAAAUGUCGAAAAGCCUACACAAAGCCAAUUAGCAAAGACUUUUAACACAUAGCAACCU
Messenger RNA from Trematosphaeria pertusa, 1085 nucleotides. RefSeq lists its product as uncharacterized. Bases 166 to 831 code for a protein of 221 amino acids. The transcript is spliced from 2 exons. NCBI's taxonomy places the organism in Eukaryota, Fungi, Ascomycota, Dothideomycetes, Pleosporales, Trematosphaeriaceae. The record is from RefSeq and is a predicted model, not a curated record.